Molecule: messenger RNA, 357 nt
Organism: Eutrema salsugineum
Lineage: Eukaryota; Viridiplantae; Streptophyta; Magnoliopsida; Brassicales; Brassicaceae
Exons: 1
Coding region: 1-357 (118 amino acids)
Source: RefSeq, a predicted model, not a curated record
AUGCUGGUAUGCUCUAACAGGGAAGAGACGAGGGAUCAUCUGCUGCUCACUUGUGACUUCAGUGUGGAUAUUUGGAAACUGGUUCUAGUAAGACUCGGGCCUUCUCAGCAUAUGUUCAGGUCCUGGGCUGAGCUUCUAUCCUGGACCAGUUUGAGUUCGGAAUUGGCACCCUCAACGCUUAGGAAACUAGCUGUCCAAACUACAGUCUACCAUCUCUGGAAACAGAGAAAUAACGUAUUGCACUAUCACCUAAUGAUUCCAGCUCAAACCAUCUUCAAGUCAAUUGACUGUGACAUCCGUAACUCCAUCACUGCUCGACGUCUUAGGAAGCAGUUUCGAAACUUAAUGGCUCUUUGA